Molecule: messenger RNA, 2052 nt
Organism: Carassius carassius (crucian carp)
Lineage: Eukaryota; Metazoa; Chordata; Actinopteri; Cypriniformes; Cyprinidae
Gene: ptk6a
Product: PTK6 protein tyrosine kinase 6a
Exons: 8
Coding region: 136-1656 (506 amino acids)
Biological process (GO): cell differentiation; cell surface receptor protein tyrosine kinase signaling pathway; protein phosphorylation
Cellular component (GO): extrinsic component of cytoplasmic side of plasma membrane
Molecular function (GO): non-membrane spanning protein tyrosine kinase activity; signaling receptor binding; ATP binding
Source: RefSeq, a predicted model, not a curated record
CGGCGGUUGAGGCACACCUGUGUGUGCUCCUCCCAGCUCUUUCACUCGUGUUUAGUCAUUUGCCGGUAGAAGACUUAGCUUCCACGUACCGUCAGUCCGGAACCUGUUACAGGCAUCGAUUCAAAUUCAAAUGAAAUGUCCAAGGACGGGAGCCGCUCGUGCCUCAGUUUGGGGGCGCUUUGUGAGAGACUGUUUGGUUCAUCUAAGACCGAAGUUGAAAAACCAGCGAAUACCACCAAACUUGCUUCGAAUCCGCCCUCUUCUGAGUCCGCCGGUGAAAUCUACACGGCGCUGUGGCCCUUCCAGGCUCGCGCGGACGAGGAACUGUCCUUCCAGAAAGGAGAGCAGUUCCGAAUCUGCGAGCGUCAGGGUGACUGGUGUACUGCCGUUAAACUGGACAGAAACGGAACGGUGACAGACAAGGGCGUCGUUCCUCAAAACUACCUAGCGAGAAGGAAGACGGUGAAAGAGCAACCUUGGUAUUUUGGGACACUGAACCGCUUUGAGACCCAGAAUUUACUCCUGGCUCCAGGGAAUAGAGUUGGUGCUUUUUUGCUGCGACACAGUGAAAAAGAUCACAUAGGGUGUGUAUUAUCAGUGUUAAUUAGUGACAGGGAAGUGAAACACAUUGUGGUCCAUCAGAAUCAGAAUUCAAGUUUCUAUUUGGAUCAGAGUCUGAUGUUUCAGAGCUUGGAGAAUCUGGUGGAGCACUAUAAGAGGAACAUCAUGAACUGUGGUAUCUGUCUCACACGGCCAUGUGCACGGCCAGAACCAAAACCUCAGGAUCUUUCCCACCAAACAGUAGAUGACUGGGAGUUACCUAAGGAGGAAUUCACUCUGGAAGAGGAGCUUGGUAAAGGAUACUUUGCUGAUGUUUAUCGUGGAAAAUGGAAAGGCAUGGUCAAUGUGGCCAUCAAGAUCCUCAAAAACAACGAGUCUCUCGAUCACAGGGAGUUCCUGUGGGAGACUCAAAUACUGAAAAAGCUGAGACACCGACAUCUCAUCACACUCUUUGCCGUCUGCACAAGCUCCACCCCCUUCUACAUCAUCACUGAGCUUAUGGAAAAAGGCAACCUGCUCAGUUUCCUCCGAGGUGAGGAGGGGCAGAACCUGGAACCGCAGGAACUGAUAGAAAUGGCAAGUCAGGUGGCUGAUGGGAUGGCGUACCUUGAGGAGCAGAACAGCAUCCACAGAGACCUGGCAGCCCGGAAUGUUCUAGUGGGACCCAACUACAUCUGUAAAGUGGCCGACUUUGGCCUAGCCCGCAUCGUCAAGGACCCAUUUUACUCAUCUGAAGAUAAAACAAUUCCAUAUAAGUGGUGUGCUCCUGAAGCCAUCAGCCAUGGAAGGUUCUCCAACAAAUCUGAUGUUUGGUCAUUUGGGGUCCUCCUAUAUGAAAUGUUCACAUAUGGUGGAGUCCCGUAUCCAGCUUUCUCAAACCAAGAUGUGUACAAGGUGAUCACCUCGGGGUACAGAAUGCCUUCGCCCACUAAGUGCCCGUCGCACAUCUAUGACGUAAUGCUGAUGUGUUGGAAAGACUCGGCUCACGAAAGGCCAGAUUUCAAUGAACUGAGAAGGCUCCUGGAGAACUCCAGUAUGGAGAGGACCUCUGAGAGCUGCACUAACACAUCCGAUCCAGCAGAAGGCAUCAGUUAACAGGGCAAUGCGAAGACAAAUGAGUGUGAAUGUCCCAACAGUAGUUGUUUGUACAUCUAAAUACCUUUCCCCUCAUUUUCACCCCUUUUUACAGUAUUCACGCACUUUCACUUUUUUGUGUGCUUAUUUUCUAAUUUCAUUUGUGAAUUAUUCACGUUUAAUCAAACAUUACUCAAAUAUACUCGGAUGAUACUGAAGAUUAUUAUUUUUACUACCAUUUUUAGAUGAGAUAAGUUUCCGAAUUGAUCACAUGGACUUAUAAAUACAACCAGUUUUAUGUUCAUUAUUAACAGGUUUUACCUUCAUACUACAAAAUAACUUGCCUUCAGCAGAUCUGCACUCUGAAUUUUAAAUGAAUGGUUAUGUAUAUAAUAUAAAUUAUUAUUAUUGUUGUUG